AUGAGGCUAAAAGAACACAGUCACGUUGAAUGCUGAAAAUAGAAUUGCAGAUUUAUUUGCAUAUCCAGUUUAUUUCUGUAUUCCGGUUGGCCCCAAAGUGGUUCACCUUGACACAGAGCAGCAAAUGGUGGCAGUGGCGAGGGAGGAGGGUUUAACGGCUUAAUUACAACCACGGGAUAGUCCUCCCUUAAGGAAAAAUGGCAGGAGAACCUUCCCUCGGAGGGCUGUGCAAAAACAGGGUAACACCCCACCCCUGGCCCGGGGAAUGUGUUGGUGGGUUUCAAAGAAGUACUGUGUGCAGCUGAGUGUGCAUGUCCUCUUGGCAUUACUAUUUCAAAGUUCACUUAACAUUGCAAGACUCAAACAUUGCAGAGCCGCUCACAUGGCCUCAAAUUCUGCAGAACGGUUUGGAAAGCAGCGAUCUGAGAUUUAAAUUCCUCCUACCCUACGACUGGGGUAGGAAGGGAGCAAAGAGGCAAGACCUGAGUUUAUGGGGCAAGAGAGGAGCUGGCAGGAUCUGGAGGAACAGGUCCCAAACCCACACAGAAUUACAGACCCGUCAGCAGGGAGGGUCCUGACCCUGCCUCUGGUACCUGGACAGCCCUCACCUUUAAGCUCGUCAUCUCUCUCCUCUGCAGUCAAGAUGCAGCGACUCUGCGCCUAUGUCCUGAUCCUGGUGCUGGCUCUGGCCGCCUGCUCUGAAGCUUCUUGGAAGCCUGGCUUCCAGCUGCAAGAUGCGUCCUCGGGACCAGGAGCCAACAGGGGCAAAGAGCCACAUGGGCUGGAUGGGCUUGGCCCAGCCUCUCACCGCCGAAGGCAGCUGGGGCUCCAGGGGCCCCCUCACCUGGUGGCAGACCUGGCCAAGAAGCAGGGGCCGUGGAUGGAGGAGGAAGAAGAAGCAUAUGGAUGGAUGGACUUCGGCCGCCGCAGUGCUGAGGAAGGAGACCAACGUCCCUAGAACCGAGCUCCAGAGCCCAGCCACCUCCCAGGCCAGCCCAGUCCAGCCACAUGAAAGCCAAGUCCCAAUAAACUAGCUUCC
Phacochoerus africanus (Common warthog) is the source of this 1039-nucleotide messenger RNA. It is a transcript of the gene GAST, whose product is annotated as gastrin. The record is from RefSeq and is a predicted model, not a curated record. Gene Ontology annotation, molecular function: hormone activity. The transcript has 2 exons. The coding region runs from base 491 to 958 and encodes 155 amino acids. Gene Ontology annotation, cellular component: extracellular region. Lineage: Eukaryota; Metazoa; Chordata; Mammalia; Artiodactyla; Suidae.